Nelumbo nucifera (sacred lotus) is the source of this 1305-nucleotide messenger RNA. NCBI's taxonomy places the organism in Eukaryota, Viridiplantae, Streptophyta, Magnoliopsida, Proteales, Nelumbonaceae. The record is from RefSeq and is a predicted model, not a curated record.
AUGGUGAUCAAGGAUUCUUCUUUACGUUUCAAUGAGGAGUGUUUGCAGAUACUAGAUCUCGAUCCAGCUAUGUGCCUCACUGCAGCACGAAAGGGAGUUAAGCACAAGGAGUUUGCAUGGUACCUCGGAGUACAUCAUCCAAGGACAAUCAUGGAGUUCUUCGACUAUGCUGAGAGGUUCAUGAGCAUAGAAGAAGCUCUCGGCUCAAAGGCAGAGGUCCAACAAGGCGAGAAGAGGAAGAGAGAAGAUGAAGGAGAUAGUAGCAGCAAGUACCGGCAGAAGAUUUUGCGAAAGGGAGUUAAGCACAAGGAAUUCGCAUGGUACCUCAGAGUACAUCGUCCAAGGACAAUCAUGGAGUUCUUCGACUAUGCUGAGAGGUUCAUGAGCAUAAAAGAAGCUCUCGGCUCAAAGGCAGAGGUCCAACAAGGCGAGAAGAGGAAGAAAGAAGAUGAAGGAGCCAAUAGCAGCAAGUACCGGCGGAAGAUGAAUCUGACGACCAGGAACCCAAAUGUCUAUUUUCACUUUCAUCGCAACAUCAAGCACAACACUGAGAAUUGCCGCAACCUCCACGACAAGAUUGAAGAGCUGAUCCGCUACAGGUAUUUGACUAAGUACAUUCAGCAUGAGAGUAGGGAGUCAUCAGACCGACAAGCCAACCAGAUAAGGGAAGUUCCGGAGUCAAGCAGAAGAAAUGACCAACCACCUCGGCAACAACAGCCUCCUAAAGACAAGCCGAUCCGUAGGGUGAUCAACAUGAUCACCAGUGGGUCCAUUGUUGUGGGGUGCACAACAGCAGUAGGAAAGACUUCAGAUCGGGAGUUAAAGCAUGAAGCAAAAAACCCUCCAAAGAGACCUUGGGUGGAAGAGCCCAUUUACUUCACCGAGGACGAUGUGCGUGGGAUACAAUACCCACAUGAUGAUGCCCUCAUCAUCAAGCUUGAAAUCAAUGACUUCGAGGUAAAGUGGGUCUUGGUAGACUCAGAGAGUUCGGUGGACAUCCUGUUUCUAGAAGCCUUCGACAAGUUGCAUCUACAGCGAAGCGACAUGAAUCCAGCAGAUUCACCCUUGGUGGGAUUCAGUGGCAAAGUAGCCAGGCCCCUCGGUCAAGUGGCAGUACCAAUUAUAGCAAGAACAUGGCCUAACUCAAUGCGCUUCAAGCACACAUUCCUAGUGGUCGCGACCCCGUCCCCCUACAACGCAAUUUUAGGUCGACCUAUUCUGCAUGCCCUACGAGCAAUAGUGUCCACCUAUUUACCUAUCGAUGAAGUUCCCAACAAAUUGCGGAAUGGGGGUAGUACGAGGUGA